Molecule: messenger RNA, 531 nt
Organism: Punctularia strigosozonata HHB-11173 SS5
Lineage: Eukaryota; Fungi; Basidiomycota; Agaricomycetes; Corticiales; Punctulariaceae
Exons: 1
Source: RefSeq, a predicted model, not a curated record
AUGGAUCCCGGUGACAUACAUCUACCGGCCUUUCUCGACCCUGCCCUCGAAUGGCUGUCGCAGAAGAUCCCCCCGCCGCUGUACAACCUGCUGCUUGAUCUUGCGGCGCACUCGCUUGCCAUCCUCACCUCAGUCUUCAACCUCGUGCGGCUCCUCGCAUCGUCCUCGCCGUCGCAAUGGGACGCACAGACCAUCUUACCCCCACUCAUCAGCCUGCUGGCGGCAUACCUCGCCAUAUUAAGCAUCUAUCGAACUACGAGCUGGAUGUUUAGGACGGGGGUCUUCUUCGUCAAAUGGGGAACCAUACUUGCAGCACUUGCGGCAGGAGCAGGAUAUUUCUAUGGCGCUCAAGGGCCAAAUGGAGACGGAACGGCCGGAGGAGGGGUCGGCCGAGGCAUAAUAGGCACUCUUAGUCGGUGGGCAUUGGAUACCAUGAAUGGUCAGGGCCAGAAUGCCGCUGGCGGGCGUCGAUAUUCUCAGCACGCGCCUCGACCACGCGCAUGGGAGAACUGGGACGCGCACCGCGAGUGG